Messenger RNA from Loa loa (African eye worm), 1806 nucleotides. Its product is annotated as Paf1 family protein. Gene Ontology annotation, biological process: transcription elongation by RNA polymerase II. The transcript is spliced from 14 exons. The record is from RefSeq and is a predicted model, not a curated record. Gene Ontology annotation, cellular component: Cdc73/Paf1 complex. The coding region runs from base 1 to 1710 and encodes 569 amino acids. Lineage: Eukaryota; Metazoa; Nematoda; Chromadorea; Rhabditida; Onchocercidae. Gene Ontology annotation, molecular function: chromatin binding; RNA polymerase II complex binding.
AUGGCCAAUCUUGAUAUAUCGGGUUCAUCAUCGACUACUGGAACACCUCGUCGUCAUCCUGUAAAUGGUCGUGAAGAACGUCCAGUAAAAACUGAUUUCCUUUGUCGUGUUAAAUAUAGCAAUGCACUGCCGGAUAUACCAUUUGAUACAAAAUUUUUAGCAUGUCCAUUUGUUUCCUUAAGCAGAUUCACUGAUUACAAGUCGUCUAGUUUGGAGAAAAAUUUCAAAUUCGAAUUACUCUGUGAACCAGACUGUGGCGUUAAUAUUGAUCUCAUCAAUCCAGAAACUUAUUAUGUUGAUCCGGAUAACCCGAAAAAGCAUCAUCCCAUUGAUCUGGAACUUCUCGAAGAUGAGCAAGCAAAUCCUCAAAAUUUACGCAGAUCCUUGCAACAUAGUAAAAUGGUGCCGUGGAUGAGGAAAACGGAAUAUAUCAGUUCGGAAUUUACGAGAUUUGGUGUUUCAGCUGAAAGGCAAGAAACAAGAAUUGGCUAUAGCACGAAGAAAAAAUUCCAAACGGACGUGUUGUACAGAGAUCGAACAUCACAAAUUGCAGCAAUUAAUAAGACAUUUGAUGAUGCAUCGAAAACAGUAUUGCAGCACCCAACGAAGAAAGGUGUAACGGCUGUUGAGGAAUUACCACUGUUACCAGAUUUCGAUAACUGGAUGCAUCCCUUUGCACUUGUUGUUUUUGAUGGUGAUCCAAUACCACAAAACGAUAAAGUUGAUGCACAAACGCUAAUGCCGCAGGCACUAAUACGUGGUAUGAUGGACGAAGAAGGUGAGCAGUUCGUUACAUAUUUCCUGCCGUCUAAAGAAACCUUGGAUAAACGUUUAAAAGAUGCAGAAGAUGGUCUUGAAUUUGAUUCUGAUUAUGUCUAUGAAUAUCAGUCAGUUCGGGAUUAUAAUUGGUUGGUAAGAAAUAAAUCAACAAAAGGAUAUGAGCAAGAUAAUUUCUUAUUUACAAUUCGUGAUGGCGCCGUUUACUACAAUGAACUUGAAACCAAAGUUUCGUUAAAUCGACGGAAAACCAAACGAAUCAGGCAAGAAACAAAGUUGAUGGUACGGAAUCGUGCAUACGACGAGAAUGAGUUGAAUGCACAGCAAGAACGAUUAAAUAACCUAUUGCAUCCAUACGAUGAAAAAGAUGACGAAGGAUCUGAGCAAGGUUCAAGUGAAGGGAGUGAGCGAAGUCAUGAAGAUGAAAUAGUAGAGGAAACAAAUAAGAAAGACGAUGAUAAUGAUGGCGAUAAUGAUGAUGAUGAUGAUGAUGAAGAGGAGGAGGAAGAGGACGAAUCAGAUAAUGAGACAAAACAAGGUUUAAAAGUUAAUAAUGCAAGUAGUGGUGAAGAGGAAAAGGAGGAUGAUUUAGCAUCAGAAGAUACGAAAAGUGAUGAUAAGAAUGGUGAUGGCGACGACGAUGUGCAUGAUAGUAGUAUGCUUGGAAGCGAUGAUAAAUAUAGCAGUAAUAGUAAUAAUAAUAAUAAUAAUAAAAAUGAAGAUGUUAAUAAUGAUGAUGAAGAUGAUGAUGAUGAUGAUGAUGAUGAUGAUGAUGAUGAUGAUGAUGAUAAUGGUAAUGAGGUUUCUGGGAAAAAUGGUUCUAGUAGUGGAGAUGAUGCUGCGGAUGAUAAUGAUGAUGAUAAUGAUGAUGACGAUAAUGACGAUGAUGAUGAUGAUAAUGAUGAUGAUAAUGAUGAUGAUGACGAUGAUUAGGCUUAUUGUUAGUGUGGUGUUUAUGUCUGGCGCUAUAUUAAUUUUCGUCCUUUGUUGAAUUUGUUUGAAUAUUUAAAGAUUAAUGGUCAGAGUGAG